UUUUUACCACAAAACAAAAAAAAACUAUAUAUUAUAUUUUCCCUUCUUGUUCUUCUUGUUCAAUUUAUUACUAAAAAAAUGUCCCAAAAUUGGACAACAAAACAAAACAAAAAGUUUGAAGAGGCAUUGGUUAUGUAUGACAAAGACAAUAAUGGUGAAAAAUGGCAUAAUAUAGCAAGAUAUGUUGGUGGAAAAUCAGUUGAAGAAGUUAGAAGGCAUUAUGAUCUUUUGCUAAAAGAUAUUACUCAAAUUGAAAAUGGUCAAGUCCCUUUGCCUAAUUAUAGGACUACUUCUGAUCAAACCAAUGCUAGAGGUUAUGCUAAUGAACAAAGGCUUCUGAAGAAUUUAAAACUACAGUGAGCAGAAAUUUGGACUCAUAAAAGUCAACGGUCAAUGCCAUAUUUAUCCAAAUGUGUCAUGUUUAUAAAAUUCCAAAAAAUUGGAAUCUUUAAUUAAUUGUAAAUUCAUGUUUUUAAUUAAGUGUUUCUUAUCUUAUGUAUUAAUUAAAUUACUGUUGCCCAAUUAAGAGAUAAGAAAAAUGUGUACGUAACUUAAUGUUUUUUUCCCCUUUAAAUGUACCUUUAUUUCUGCAUAAGUUUAAAUGUACCUAUAAUAUAUAAAUUUGAGAAUUUUUUAGCUUAA
Molecule: messenger RNA, 642 nt
Organism: Solanum lycopersicum (tomato)
Lineage: Eukaryota; Viridiplantae; Streptophyta; Magnoliopsida; Solanales; Solanaceae
Source: RefSeq, a predicted model, not a curated record